Molecule: messenger RNA, 6253 nt
Organism: Manis pentadactyla (Chinese pangolin)
Lineage: Eukaryota; Metazoa; Chordata; Mammalia; Pholidota; Manidae
Gene: RAB11FIP1
Product: RAB11 family interacting protein 1
Exons: 6
Coding region: 126-3935 (1269 amino acids)
Biological process (GO): regulated exocytosis
Cellular component (GO): intracellular membrane-bounded organelle
Molecular function (GO): small GTPase binding
Source: RefSeq, a predicted model, not a curated record
GCGGGCCUGGUGGGGGCGGGGCCGGAACCUUAAAGGGGCCGCGCCGGCGGGGCGGGCUGUAGAAGCUGAGGAUCGCGCUGAUUUCUGUGUCGCUCUCUCCAGCGGACCACGGCGUCGUCGUCACCAUGUCCCUGGCGGCGUCGGCGGGCCGGGGCCUGGGGGCCGUAUGGUCCCCAACGCACGUGCAGGUGACGGUGCUGCAGGCGCGGGGCCUGCGGGCGAAGGGCCCGGGUGGCACGAGCGACGCGUACGCGGUGAUCCAGGUGGGCAAGGAGAAGUACGCCACCUCGGUGUCGGAGCGCAGCCUGGGCGCGCCCGUGUGGCGGGAGGAGGCCACCUUCGAGCUGCCGCCGCUGUUGUCCGCCGGGGCCGCGCCCGCAGCCGCCGCCACCCUGCAGCUCACGGUGCUGCACCGCGCGCUGCUCGGCCUCGACAAGUUCCUGGGCCGCGCCGAGGUCGACCUGCGAGAGCUGCACCGGGACCAGGGCCGCAGGAAGACCCAGUGGUAUGCCUUGAAAUCCAAACCCGGAAAGAAGGAUAAAGAGCGAGGAGAAAUUGAGGUUGACAUCCAGUUCAUGCGAAACAACAUGACAGCCAGCAUGUUCGACCUUUCCAUGAAGGACAAGUCUCGGGGCCCGUUUGGGAAACUGAAGGACAAGAUCAAGGGGAAGCACAAGGACGGUGUGUCAGAUACCGCCUCAGCGGUCGUCCCCGGUGUGUCGCCCUCGGCUGACAGCGAUGACGAGUCUCCUUCGAAAGACAAGAAAAAGAAGUCCAAGAUCAAGACCUUGUUUUCCAAGUCUAAUUUGCAGAAAACACCGCUGUCCCAGUCCAUGUCUGUUCUGCCGACGUCAAAGCCGGACAGAGUGCUGCUCCGUCCUGGAGACUUUCAGUCCCGGUGGGAGGACGAGGACAACCAGGACGAGGCCUCCUCUGCCUCGGAGGUCACAUCUCCCAAGAGAGCGGUGAGUGCAGACCCUAAGCAACUGAGCCAGGCCAACCUCAGCCUUCCCAGGAAGGAAGGGCUCUCCUUUCUUGGUGGCCUUCGGUCUAAGAAUGACUUCCUUUCCCGAUCUAAUGUCUGUAUCAAUGGGAACCACGUCUACAUGGAGCAGCUGGAAGCCAAGGGUGACACCAAGGACAGCAGCCCCUCCCCCUCCCCAUCUCCCCAGGGCUUCAGGAGGCAGCAGUUGUUCUCAUCCUCUGAAAACCUGGCUGCUCAGUCUUGGAAGGAGCCUGGGGAGGGAGCUGCCGUGGAGUCUUCCACGAAGGACGCCCUGAAAUCCAUGUCCCUGCCGUCCUACCAGCCUGCGGUCAGUGGAGAUGUUCGGGAGAACACGGCUCCAGUGAACUUGGAGGCUGCAAAAGAAACCAAAGAGAGCAAGAAGCAGGAGACCAAGAAGUCCUCUUUGCUUUCUCUGGUGACGGGAAAGAAGGACGUGGCUAAGGGUGGUGGAGGAGACAGCCCUCCUGCCAUCUCUGGGAAGGAAGGCAUGCGUACAGGAGGCAAACCCAGGGAGGUCCCGUCGGGGCCUGUCGACGACCUCAGGAAAAGAUCUGAGAAAGACACGCCUGCCGUUGUCUCUGGAUCGGGUAAAUCCCUGAACCCCUUUGAAGAAGCGCAGAUGACAGAACUGGAAGCUGACCCACAGCCCAAGUCAGAACGUCCACCUGUCACCUCCAUGAGGGCCCCGCAGACCAAAGCCGUCAAGCCUCGACUGGAAGUGUCUCCAGAGGUCCAACCCACAGCCAGGCCCCCUCCUUCCCCCGACUAUCCUGUCCUUUUCUCUGCUCUUCCUCCCAGUUCUGCUCAGAUGCCUGUCCCAUCUGCACUAGGGUGUGAUUCAGAGGCACUGUCCUCUGACUCUCCUGUCUUCUCCUCUUUCUCAUCUCCCAUAACGGCUCCCAUUUCCACGUCCACGCCGAUUGAAAACUGGCCUUCCACAGACAAGAGCCGGGCCAGCCCUGAAGACCUGUCUCUGCUCCUGAAAGCAGGGUUGCAAAAGGAGAGCUUAGCCGAAGUUCCAAACACUAUUUCCUGUGCCUCGGGGUCACUUUCCAAACAGCCCCCCAUUCCGGCACGUAAAGAGACGGAAGAUUCUUCAGCGGGGAAGACCGGUGAGAUAGGUUCAGAGGAGAAUACAAGCGAUCAUGACCCAGAAGAGUCUCUCCUGAAGUGGCCUGAAAUGGGGCAACAAGAAAAGGAGCUUCAGAGGUUUCCCCCCAAAAAACAACAGGACUACAUCCUUUCAUGUGAAGAGGCCCAAGAUGUAACAGGCACCCUCUCACACCGAAGUGGCAGGACUGAAGGCCCAGCUGGAAGGGCUCCAGUCGGUGGGGGCACAGACCUUGGGAGUCCUUCUAGGUCUUUGGUGGAGAACCAGGUGAGGGUCGGUGGGAUGGCAUGUGCCGUGAAAGACGCAACAGCCAUCCCUGAAACGGGAGAGUCGGUGCUCCCCCUUGACGCCGUGGUGCAGAGAGGGGAAGGGGUGGGUGUGAGUGCCCAGCAGGGCCCACAGAAAACCAAGAAGUGGGUGUCCUUUUCCGAGCGGCUCUUUGCAGAAGGGGAGAUGGAGAGGUCCACUGGGCUGGUGGCAGAGGACAGAAGCGGUUCCCAGGAGCUGACGGGUGAAGCGGACGCCGUGGGAGGUGUGUCAGCCGGAGAGCCUGCCUCGCCUCCUCAUACACACGCCUCAGGGGCUGAGAGUGAGCCCAGGUCGUUGGAUUUCAGUGUGCCAGCCUCCGUGGACCCGCUUGCCCUCCUCUCUCUCAAGGAGAGCCUCCCAGACGGCCCGGCAAAUGAAGCGAGCUCAGGGAGAGGCCUUCCACCCGUUAGGGUUAAGGCAGAUGAUACCCUCCUGGCUCUAAAUCAGAGCAAAGCCAAUGAUCAUGAAGGUUUAUUGUCCGACCCCCUGUGCGAGCUUCAGUCUGCCUCAGCUGUUAAAUCUCCAGUCAUGGCCGAGCUGGACUUAACCCUGCCUUCCAUUCCUGAAGUCACGUCAGAUGACGAAAGAGUGGAUCAGUUUGAAGGGGACAGGGACACAGCCAAGAGGGCAGCCCUGGGAGCGGGGGCUCUUCCCUCGAGCACGUCACCCGCUCAUCCUGAGCAGGAAGAGGGGGGGCGGGGCGAGGCCGACGGCUCGGCAGCACCCGCAGAGCGCCUGCGUGACCUCAGGUCAAAAGCACCCGAAGCAUCUGUUCGAGCUGCUGCAGAGCGGGCUGUGGCUUUAGGAAUUCAUGGACCCUGUCUUGGCAAGAGCUCACGUCUGGGUAAACAGCUGCCAGGCCCCAGUGGAGGCGAGGAGGAAAAUCUGAUGGGAGAUGGGCGGCCAGGUCAGCCUCUUGACACAGCCCUCGGUUCUCCUACAUUCAGCCUGUCCUUUUCUGAGACCUUCUGUGCUACACAUGCUGUCCCCAGCCAUCCACACGCUGACACGCACCACACCCAUGCAGCAGAAUCUCAAAAAAAAGCAGCAGCAGAGGGCUCCGCUGGUAAAGUGGAAAAUCCUGGCAAGAAGAAGCCGCUUCUUCAGGCCUGGGUGUCACCCUCGGAGACACAUCCAGUCUCAGCUCAGCCGAGCGUGGGAACUGGGUCAGCCAAGCACAGACUCCAUCCUGUGAAGCCAAUGAACUCAACAGCCACCAAGAUUGCUAACUCCAGCUUGGGAACUGCCACCAUCAUCAGUGAGAACUUGAUCAACGAGGCUAUGAUGAAGAAAUACACCCCCUCGGACCCUGCUUUUGCUUAUGCACAGCUGACGCACGAGGAGCUGAUCCAGCUGGUCCUCAAGCAGAAGGAAAUGAUAAGCAAGAAGGAGUUUCAGGUUCGUGAGCUGGAAGACUACAUCGACAAUCUGCUGGUCAGGGUCAUGGAAGAAACCCCCAACAUCCUCCGAGUUCCAGCUCAGGUCGGCAGAAAAGCAGGGAAGAUGUGAGCCGCCGGCAUACAGCACUGAGACUUCUUGGGAGUUUGUUCCGCCUGCUCCCGAGGUCAAGGACUCAGUGUGCUUGACAGCCAGCAUCCAGGCUCCGAACAACCGUCUCCCUUGCAUGUUACCUGGCAAGAGUCAGUGCUACCAAUUGGAAGCCAGGUUAAUUAUUACAGUGAAUCUUUUCCUGUACAUUCCCAGGGUUUUAUUCUUAAAUGCCACUGUGCCUUUAACUAUGUUGUAAAUACUUUAUGCCCUGACCAGACAGACAUGGUCAUAAAAUCUGAUCCUGGCCCAGAGAUUCAGAUGGCACAUGGGGUAUUAAUGUAUUUUAGCAUUACAGGUUUUCUCUCUUUGAUGCUGACAUUUUAAAAUAGGUAUCCCCCAGUCACUAAAGUCUGGGGUGAAAUGAGAAGGACCCUGCAGUUGGUACCAUGUUACACAUGCUUUCUUGGCUUUGAGUAGCUCAGGGGUGGCUUUACGGCUGCAGAUGCUGAAUUUUGAUACCAUGUGAACCUACUGGGCUUCUUAGACUUGGUCUUGUUUUGACUGGAGCAGAGGAGUUCAGAGGAAGCCUCUGAAUGUGCCUUUUAGAUUUUGAGCCAGCUGCCUUUUCUAAACAUCAGUCUUAAAUUGUGCUCUCUAGUCUUAAACUGUCCUUUUUUUCACUCCAUAGGGCCCAUCUAUGAGGGGUGAAAAGUAGAAUAGAGAAGUAGAGAGUCACUUUGCACUCAGUCGGGCGCAGGGGUGGUGAGUCCCUCCUCAUGACAGCAGGGUUCCUGCUGGCUGGAAUGGCCUAGACCGCGCCUUCACAGGGACUGGGUGACCCAGGCAUUUACUAAAACCAGCCCACCAGAGACAGAGUGACUUCAGCAGGCUCCCUUUGGCCUUCUGCCCCCGGGCCUGCACCUGGCUCCCUGGUUUCUGUGGCAGCACUUCUGGCAUUUCUCCCCCUUGUUAGAAAUUUGUGAAGAGCAAGAAGGUGAUACUUAAUGUUUGGGUUGCUGGGUUUUUAAAGCUAGAUUAAACCCAUAUAUUUUUUAAACUAGGAUACUUGCACCCCACUUCUCAACUCAUAGCUCCAGUUCAGAUUCUUCUGGUAAUUCCAUUGUUAGUAACCCUGUAUUGGAAUUAGAAUGUUUCUGCAUCGUUCAUUUUCCCCUCCUGUUUGGGACAGAAUCUCUUCACAUCUAGGCCCUCUGCUGGGGGAAGAUUACCACAGGCCAGUGGGGUGGGCAGGGGUUGAGAUAAUAGCAGCUAUUAAAUUAGGUACCUCUUCUCUGUAUAUUCUUGUUAUAUUGUGGUCAGGAGGCAAGAGAUUAUUGGCAGCAGAAUCCCUUUGCAGGAUCCUGUUCGCUGCAACAUCAGUUAUAUCCGGAGCACUUUAAUCUGAAGGAUGAGACUGUAACUUGAUUUAUCUAAUUAGCUUUUAAUUAUCUCUAGCUAUUUUAUUUAAUACUUUCCUGCAGUACUGAGGACCAUUCUCAGAUGUCAUAUUUUUGUAGUGCUAUGGAAUUUAUUUACAUACCUAUAAAGAGAACUGUUAUUUUCACUGGAACUCUGACAAAAUGUACAUGUAUAUAUUUGCACCCCAAUGUUUUUUACUUACAUUAACGUAUUUUGACUGUGAUAACCCAAGUGCAGCUGGGUGGCAGCUGUGCUCUGAAUGGUUUCUUCUUUGAAGAGCUGGUGUGGAGAACUGCAUUGUUCAUGAGAGGUGGUGGUUAGAAGAGAUCUGCUAGCACCUUGGGUGUGAACCUCGGUCAGUGUUUGAGAAGCACUGUCCAGUGCAAGAGUGGAUUCCUGUGCUCUGACAUGCCUGGGGAUUCUGGAGAAUGAAGGACAAUUCUAUUUCAUGAGUAUCUGGCUCUGCCACUGCCGGAAAAAAAUGCAGCCGAUAGCAUUCCUGCACCUAUCAAAAGUAGGUAACCUGGAGGUCAUUAGUGAAUAACUGUCCUUGAGGACUGUACUACCUGAGGGAGAAUUUUUCUGCGAACAGUUUUAGCCUGCCCUGAGCCACGGGCAGGGGUUUGGGGAAUUGGAGUGUGGUGCUCCUGUAACGGCGUAUGUCGGAGGGCAUACACCAGUCUACGCAAGGAGAGAUGGGACUUGGCCCCGGCCGCUGUACACACUACCUAACUCACCGGCCCUGGGAGGAGACUGAGCUCUGGGGCAGCUCUUUUCCUGGCCUUGCCUGGCUACCCCUGGAAAGAGAAGUUGGUGCUUUUGAGAAGCAACAAACAGCAAACACCUUGCAGUGAACUUCACUUGAUCAGCUUGAAAAAACGUCUGUCUAUCCUUUGCCCGGUCGUUUCACAUCAUCU